AUGGAUGAGAUGGGCUCUAGAGGUGCAUCAACACCGUGGCAGCCAGUUGAGCUUGUUUUCAAGCGUUACAUCCCACUGAAUGGACCUGCUAUCAGAGGUGGGACAUUGCUUGCUACUGCCAAUAAGAAGAAGUCGGUAGUGGUGAGACUAACUAGAGGCUUGGUUGAGACAUACAAAAUGUGCAAUUCACAGUUCAAAUAUAGAGGAGAGUUGAAUCCCAAGCGGUACUUGACUACUCCAUCGGUUGGUGUGCUCAAUGAUGGCUUUGAUAAUGCCAACUCCGACCUAAUUCUGGCUGUAAAUGAUGAUUUGUGCAGUUCAGAUUCACGGCAGAGAUACAUUGUCAAAGAUCUUCUUGGCCAUGGGACUUUUGGUCAGGUUGCUAAAUGCUGGGUUCCUGAGACAAACAGUUUUGUUGCUGUAAAAGUAAUAAAAAACCAGCCUGCAUACUAUCAGCAGGCGCUGGUCGAAGUAUCUAUUUUGACAACGCUAAACAAGAAGUAUGAUCCAGAGGAUAAGCACCAUAUUGUUCGCAUUUACGACUACUUCUUACAUCAACGUCAUUUGUGUAUAUGCUUUGAACUUCUGGACAUGAAUCUGUAUGAGCUCAUAAAAAUAAAUCAAUUUAGAGGUCUCUCGUUAAGCAUAGUCCAGCUCUUCUCUAAGCAGAUCUUACUUGGUUUGGCUCUUUUGAAAGAUGCUGGCAUAAUUCAUUGUGAUCUAAAGCCAGAGAACAUUCUUCUGUGUGCCAGUAUUAAGCCAACUGAAAUUAAGAUAAUCGACUUUGGAUCAGCGUGCAUGGAAGACCGGACUGUUUAUUCAUAUAUUCAGAGUCGUUACUACAGAUCGCCGGAAGUUUUACUUGGUUACCAAUACACUACAGCUAUCGACAUGUGGUCUUUCGGAUGCAUUGUCGCGGAGCUAUUUCUUGGAUUGCCCCUGUUUCCAGGAGCUUCUGAAUUUGAUAUCAUGAGACGUAUGAUUGAAAUACUGGGAAAGCAACCACCUGAUUAUGUGCUCAAGGAAGCCAAAAAUGCGAAUAAGUUCUUUAAAUGUGUUGGGAGUGUCCACAAUUUAGGGAAUGGUGGAACUCAUGGCGGCCUCAAAAGUGCUUAUAUGGCACUGACAGAAGCAGAAUUUGAAGCUAGAGAAAAGAAAAAGCCAGAUAUUGGGAAAGAGUACUUCCGCCAUAAGAACCUUGAAGAAAUUGUAAAAGGCUAUCCGUACAAAAUAAACUUGCCUGAAGACGAUGUUGCCAAAGAAACUCAGAUCCGGUUAGCUCUUAUAGACUUUUUGAGAGGACUUGUUGAAUUUGAUCCAGCCAAACGUUGGUCACCUUUUCAGGCUGCUAAGCACCCUUUUAUCACUGGGGAACCUUUUACGUGCCCAUACAACCCUCCGCCAGAAACACCUCAUCAUGUUACUCAAAAUAUCAAAGUGGACCAUCAUCCAGGGGGAGGGCACUGGUUUGCCGCUGGUCUUUCUCCUCACGUAUCAGGGAGAACCAGAAUCCCUAUGCACAAUAGUCCCCAUUUUCAGAUGAUGCCUUACUCACAUGCAAAUAGUUAUGGGAGUAUCGGAAGCUAUGGCAGCUACAAUGAGGGUACUAUACAGGGAAGUAGCUACGGGAGCUAUGGAGAUAACAGCAAUAUGUUUGCCUAUUAUUCACCUGUGAAUCAUACUGGCCUAUACAUGCAAAACAGAAGUGGUGUCCCAACGGUUGGAACUAGUCCUGACGCCAGACGUAGGGUUAUGCAGUAUUCACAACCACAUGGAAAUGGCCUUGGUACAAGUCCAUCCACGGGAAACUUUGCUCCACUACCCCUCGGCACUAGUCCGUCACAAUUUACUCCACCAAAUUCAAACCAUCAAUUUCUAUCUGGCUCUCCUGGACACCAUGGUCCGACAUCUCCAGUAAGAAACAGUUGCCACGGGUCUCCUUUAGGAAAAAUGGCGGCAUUCAGUCAGUUUAACAGAAGACAAAGCAUUGGAUAUUCUGGAGGUUCUCAGUCUCAGGAUUCUUCCUUGCCACAAGCGCAAGGGCACGAGGUGGACAAUUUACAUCAAAAUGAGGGUUAUUCUGGGCAAUUCUCUGGUUCACUUUCACAUCGGCAUUUGGAUCCGGGGUUCCAAUACUGUAAACAGACACAAGGAGGUUCUGGGUACUCUACCUAUAAUAUUUCCAGCUCAUCUCUUCGGUCCAAUAUGUAUAACCCUUCCAGUACUGGACCCAAUAUUGAGAAUACGGAAAAUGCCUUAUCAGAGCCUGAUCCAGGGGAUUGGGACCCAAAUUACAGUGAAGAAUUGCUUCUACAAGAAGAUAGCGCAGAUGAAAGUAAUAUUGUUAAUGCAUUCAGUAGAGGUAUGCAACUUGGUUCAACAGAUGCCUCCAGUUCGAGAAGGUUCAACAGUAAUCCCUCGACCUCCUCAUCAUCAAAUCCGGUAACUCAAAGGAGGUAUGUUCCCAAUCAACCCUUUUCGCAAGUAGAGAUUGGCAGCCCUCCAGGUAAUGAUCCUUAUGCCAGAUUUGGCCAGCUUAUGCCAGGAUCGCCAUUCACUCCUCAUGUCUCCCAGAACUCUUCAAGUCGCUUAGGGCAGCAACCUCCUCAACGGUCCAAUCAUGGGAGACCAAACGCUGGAAGGUCUAUGGAUAGGAAUCACAUAAAUGCUCAGCUUCCUCCGUCCAACACUAGUUCUGGGGGUCAACGCUCACCCAGAGGAGGACGUAGGAGUAACCAUCAUGUCCCGAAUGUUCCAUCGACGUCUCAUGGAAGGAUGGACUAUGGAAGUAUUGCAUGAUUCCGCAGUUAUAUAACUCUCAAUUAUUUUGUUAUUUCACUUGUGUGCAAUUUUCUUACUGGAAGUUUGGGAACAAAGUUGUACUGAAACAAAACUAAUUCAUGGCUUGUGAUCAGAAAAUGCUUUAUUCAUUGUGCUUUCUGCACAAAUAAACCCAAAAAAAGAAAACAGUUUGUUGACAAUGACAUCGUUGUCUCUGGUUAUCGGAAU
Molecule: messenger RNA, 3009 nt
Organism: Eruca vesicaria subsp. sativa (arugula)
Lineage: Eukaryota; Viridiplantae; Streptophyta; Magnoliopsida; Brassicales; Brassicaceae
Source: the annotation of a GenBank genome assembly